Histoplasma mississippiense is the source of this 1287-nucleotide messenger RNA. RefSeq lists its product as hypothetical. The record is from RefSeq and is a predicted model, not a curated record. Bases 1 to 1287 code for a protein of 428 amino acids. Gene Ontology annotation, molecular function: transmembrane transporter activity. Lineage: Eukaryota; Fungi; Ascomycota; Eurotiomycetes; Onygenales; Ajellomycetaceae. Gene Ontology annotation, cellular component: membrane. Gene Ontology annotation, biological process: transmembrane transport. The transcript is spliced from 6 exons.
AUGAAAGACACGCAGCUUAAGUCGCUGGAGAAGGAGCUUCAGGUAUUUGACGAAGACUUGACAAUUUUCGGUGACUCUGAACUUGCAGAGUCGUUUGAUGCGGACAUCCUCGCCACAAUGGGAUAUAAACAGGAACUUGAACGUCAUUACUCUUCUCUUCAGAUCUUUUCGAUUGCAUUUAGCAUCAUGGGCCUUUUACCAUCAAUCGCGGCCACAUUACCUCUCUCACUCCCUGCUGGGCCUGUGGAUGGAUUCGCUCUGAUGCUCUUGUCUAUCCCCUCCAUUGUCUCCGAUGGUAAAUGGACCGCUUCUGCACCCGUAGUAUAUGGGGUUUUUGCAGGAUGUGUAAUUGCCCAUGCAUUUGUGGCCACCUUUGCUUCCAAAUACAUGAACAAGAUUCAAAUGGCUGUCAUUGUGGGUAAUGUCACAAUGGCCAUAGCUACAAUAGUUGCAUUGCCAGUUGGUAAAUCCAGAUCCGCAAAAGGGCUGAACUCUGCAAGCUAUGUCUUUACCCACCAGGAAAAUCAUACGGCAUGGCCAGCCGGCUGGGCCUUCAUGCUUUCUUGGUUAUCUCCGAUCUGGACCAUUGGGGGGAUCGAUUCAUGUGUUCAUAUGAGUGAAGAGGCGAAGAAUGCCUCAAAAGCGGUUCCUCGAGGCAUUCUGGGAUCCAUUUCUGGAUGCUGGUUCUUGGGGUUCAUCACGGUUUGCGUGAUUGCCCUUUCAAUGGAUCCAAACGUCGAAUCUUUGGUACACAGUCCUUUGGGGCAGCCGAUGGCUCAGAUCUAUUAUGAUGCUCUAGGAAAGAGCGGCGCUGUCGGCUUCAUGGUAUUCAUAACGUGUCUUCAGUACUGCAUGGGUUUGAGCUUGCUUAUCGCUGCGUCACGGCAAAGUUGGGCGUUCUCCCGAGACGGCGGUCUUCCCUAUUCCAGCUUCUUCAGAGUGCUUGGGACGCGAAUUCAUUACCGCGCCCAGCCAAUACGAACAGUCUGGGGCUGCGCAUUCUCAGCGAUGAUCCUCGGCCUCAUUUGUUUAGUCAACACUACCGCUGCCAAAGCCCUGUUUUCGUUAGGUCCUUCAGGAAAUGCUGUGGCAUGGGCUAUACCUAUUUUCUCCCGCAUUGUUUGGGGAAAACAUAAAUUCAAGCCCGCAAAAUUGAUGAAUUACACUGUCGCUGUCAAUGGAACGAUUUGGGGAAGUUGCCUGUUGUAUUAUUUCCUCUCCGCGAGGAAAUGGUUUACUGGGCCAAAAACAACUUGGAAUAAAGAAGCUCAUCAUCCGCAGGAAUAA